AUGAUAUCUAGGCUCUCGUUUCAUUCUUUCUUCCCGUUAUCUCACGGGGACUCGUAUCUCUGGGCGCGCACGUGUUUGUGUGCCCACGUGGCAAGGCUGACUCUCGAGUCUGACCCAAACCCACACAAUCCACCCUCCUUCCCCUCCCGCUCCCCCUCCCAUCCCCCUGUCCUCUCCCUCCCCCCCCUCCCAUCCCCCUGUCCUCUCCCUCCCCCCCCUCCCAUCCCCCUGUCCUCUCCCUCCCCCCCCUCCCAUCCCCCUGUCCUCUCCCUCCCCCCCCUCCCAUCCCCCUGUCCUCUCCCUCCCCCCCCUCCCAUCCCCCUGUCCUCUCCCUCCCCCCCCUCCCAUCCCCCUGUCCUCUCCCUCCCCCCCCUCCCAUCCCCCCUGUCCUCUCCCCCCCCCCCCCCCUCCUUCCGCGUGCCUCCCCUCUUCAUCAGUCGUGCUAUUGCAAACGAGCUAGCAUCUCUGGGCGCGCACGUGUUUGUAUGCUCACGUGGCGAGGCUGACGUGGCAGCUACAGUGGCGGAGCUACAGUCGCAGGGGUGGGCGGCGACGGGGUGGGCGUGCGAUGUCAAGGAGCCGGAGCAGCGGGAGGUGCUUAUAACGAAGGUGUCAGAGGCUUUUGGCGGGAAACUGAACCACCUGAUCAACAACGUGGGCACCAACAUUCGCAAGCCGACAACCGAGUACUCUCUAGCCGACUUCCACCACGUGUGGGGCACCAAUUUUGAGUCCGCCUACCACCUCUGCCAACUCGCCCACCCUCUGCUGAAAGCUGCGGCUGCCGCUGCUGAUGGUGGAGUGAAGGGCAAUGCGAGCAUUGUGUUCAACUCAUCUGUAGCCGGGGUCGUUGCUAUUCGGUCAGGCACUCUUUAUGGCGCCACUAAGGCCGCCAUGAAUCAGCUGACCAAGAACCUGGCGUGCGAGUGGGCCAAAGAUGGCAUCCGAGUGAAUGCAGUGGCGCCGUGGUACAUGGCAACAGACCUCGCCAACCAGGUGCUCAAGGAUGAGGCGUUUUCUGCUGACGUCAUCAGUCGGACGCCCUUGAGGAGAGUGGGGGAGCCCCAGGAGGCAGCAGCAGCUGUGGCGUUCAUGUGCAUGCCUGCUGCUUCCUAUGUGUCGGGGCAGGUGUUGGCUGUCGACGGUGCUUUCACUGUGAAUGGGUUUUAUCCCCGGACUGAUGAUGCAUAA
Molecule: messenger RNA, 1191 nt
Organism: Closterium sp. Naga37s-1
Lineage: Eukaryota; Viridiplantae; Streptophyta; Zygnematophyceae; Desmidiales; Closteriaceae
Source: the annotation of a GenBank genome assembly